Messenger RNA from Raphanus sativus (radish), 940 nucleotides. Its product is annotated as ras-related protein RABH1c. The transcript is spliced from 6 exons. The record is from RefSeq and is a predicted model, not a curated record. Gene Ontology annotation, molecular function: GTPase activity; GTP binding. NCBI's taxonomy places the organism in Eukaryota, Viridiplantae, Streptophyta, Magnoliopsida, Brassicales, Brassicaceae. The coding region runs from base 202 to 846 and encodes 214 amino acids.
UGCAUAUACAUAAUAUUUGGCGCGUGGCGAAAGGAGCUUCUUGAGCUUUGUUGUUGUAUGUGACCGAGUCAUCGUCGUCGUGCUCGCCCAUCUCCCUUCUUGUUCAAGAGCCUAAAGAAGAAAUAAAACUUCUUGAAAAAAUUCGGAUCUCUCUUAUUAAUCACUCUCGUUAUUCUCCUUUCAUCUGAGAGCAACGUGAACAUGGCGUCUGUUUCUGCUUUGGCAAAGUUUAAGUUGGUCUUCUUAGGAGAUCAAUCUGUGGGCAAAACAAGCAUCAUCACCCGUUUCAUGUAUGAUAAAUUCGACACCUCUUACCAGCCUACCAUUGGGAUCGAUUUUCUGUCCAAAACAAUGUACCUCGAAGAUCGAACUGUUCGUUUGCAGCUUUGGGAUACGGCUGGACAAGAAAGAUUCAGGAGUCUGAUCCCAAGUUACAUCAGAGACUCUUCUGUUGCAAUCGUUGUCUAUGAUGUAGCCAAUAGGCAAACGUUUCUGAAUAUUCCGAAAUGGAUCGAUGAUGUACACAGAGAAAGAGGUGGUUCAGGCGACGUUAUUAUUGUCCUUGUUGGUAACAAGACUGAUCUUGUUGAUAAAAGACAAGUAUCGAUCAGUGAAGGGGAAGAAAAGGGUAAAGAGCAUGGCGUGAUGUUCAUUGAGACCAGCGCCAAAGAAAAUUUCAACAUUAAGGCUUUGUUCAGGAAGAUAGCUGCAGCAUUGCCUGGGAUUGAUUCAUAUUCGUCAGCGACAAAAUCAGAUGAUAUGGUUGAUGUGAACCUAAAGAACACUUCAAGUUCAUCACAAGGUGAGCAACAAGGAGGAGGUGGUGGAGGCGGCUGUUCUUGUUGAUUCAAUAAAUUUAUUUAUAAAACAUAUUCCGUUUAAGACACUUGUGAAGCCAAGAAAACAAAAAAAAAAGGACCAAGAAAGUUUUCUUUUGUGA